AUGUCCCAUGGAUUUUUAUUAAAAAAAAGAAGCCAUGCAUUGAAUUACAGUUAUAUAGAUAUGAAAGUAAAAUCGUAAUUUUAUUUAGUAUUUCUGUUUAAAAUUAAGAAAGAAUGAUCUAACAUUGAUAUUUUCUGCGUAUUUCAUCAACUUCUUUAUGAAGUGUUCUCUAGUAACAGUAAAUUUUGAAAUUUUGUAUUAAUAAUAACAGCAGCUAUAUCUUUUUCAUCAUAAUGUUUAAUUUAUUUAGUUGCUUCCAAAGUUUAUUUUUUCUUAAAAUGAUUCUUCAGUUCCAUAUCCAUCAAGAUCCAAUAAUAAAUUAUUUUCUUUUGAUAUUUUUAAUUUCCAUUUAUUCUUAAACUCUGAAUUAACAUAAAUAAUUUUUAUAUUAAUAGAAUUUGAUUUCAUUGAUGAUUACAAGAAGACACAUAUAAUAACAUCAUAAAUACAACAAUCAAAGUCUGAAAUUUAAGAAAUUAUUUGAGACAUAAAGAUAAGAAAAUAAGAUUAAGGAGAUUCAAGUAAAGUUAGAUAACUUCAAGAUCAUACAAGAAUAAAAAAUGGAGUUUAAAUGUAAUGUUGAGAAUAAUUUGGAAAAGAUAUAUAGUCAGAUUAAAGCACAAAUAUUUACAAUUUAACAAGAAAAAUAGUCUUUAUUAGACAAUUUUUAAAAUUUAACAUAAUUUCUAAGAGGAAGUUAAAUCUCUUUCUGAAUUUCUUUCAACAGAGACUUAAGAAAAAUAGUUAGAAUUGUAUUAGGAUAAUUAAUUUAUGGAUGAAAUUGCUAACUAAUUUGACCUUUUAUUAAUAGUUCAUCAUAUUUCUAAACAAUUGACACUUUUAAGGAUUGUAAAUAGAAAAAGAAUCAAAUUAAUUAAAAUAACUAGAUUGAAUUAAUGUCAAUUCAAAAUAAACAUAGUUAAGUAAAUAUUAUCAAAAUUUAAGAAAACACCUAGUUUAAACAAAAUUUGUCCUUCUCAUAAUAAAGAAAUUAUUAUGAUUGAAAUAAAUAGUAAACUUAAAAAAAUAGAAGAGAGAUUUGCCUGUGUUGAUUGUAUUAGUGAUCAUCCCAAUUGCCAAUAUCGAACUAUUGAAAAAAUUAAUUAGUAAUGGAAUCACACCAAGAAAAAGGAGGACAGAAUAUUUUCUGAUUUGAAGAUGAAAAGAUAAGAAAAUUGA
Paramecium octaurelia is the source of this 1179-nucleotide messenger RNA. The record is from the annotation of a GenBank genome assembly. NCBI's taxonomy places the organism in Eukaryota, Ciliophora, Oligohymenophorea, Peniculida, Parameciidae.